CCGGGCUGCCCGGGCUGCCCGGGCAGGCGGCCCCCAUCUCCGCGUCCCUUCCAGGCGAGGCCGAGGAAGGAGGCGCCUCCCGGUGCACGUGGAGACGGGGCCGCGGUGGGCAUGGCGCGCAGCGCGGGCCAGUGCCGCCACUACCAGCGCGGCUGCGAGCUGCAGGCCCCAUGCUGCAAUGUCUUCUACCCGUGCCGCCUGUGUCACGAUGACAAGGAGGACCACGCCAUGGACCGCUUCCAGGUGACCACUGUGCGCUGCUCGAGCUGCAGCUCCGUCCAGCAGGUGGGCAGGACGUGCACGCAGUGCGGCGUCGUGUUUGGCGAGUACUACUGCGACAUCUGCCACCUGUACGACCGCGACAAGCAGCAGUACCACUGCUCCUCUUGCGGAAUCUGCAGGAUCGGCCCAAGGGAGAACUUCUUCCACUGCUCUAAAUGCAACCUGUGUCUGCCCACCUCCCUCCACGACAAGCACAAGUGCGUGGAGAACGUGUCUCGGCAAAACUGCCCCGUGUGCAUGGAGGAUAUGCACACGUCCCGAGACGCUGCCAUGCCUCUGCCUUGUGGGCACCUCCUGCACAGUGCUUGCUUCAAGCAGACGCUGAGAUACAGUGCGUACCGCUGCCCGCUCUGCGCCCGAUCCAUGGUGCCCAUGAGCUCCGUGUGGAGCGACAUGGACGAGGAGGUGGCGCAGACGCCCAUGCCGGAGGAAUACCAGAAUCUCCUCCUGACGAUCCUGUGCAAUGACUGCUUGGAGCGCACCCGGGUGCUGUUCCACGUGCUGGGCCUGAAGUGCGACAAGUGCGGCUCCUACAACACCUGCCGCACCGAGGAGAAGGCAGUAGAGGCGAUGGUGGACAACCCCGAGUCUGCCUCCUGACACAUCUCCGUCUGGAGAUCAGGACCUCCUGACCUUCGACCUUAAAACGGAUGCCGACCACAGACAGGAGUGGGGCCUCAUUUUUUUACAUUUAAGAUUCAAAGAAACUUGUUGUAGCUUACUCUUUGGUUCUUUCGGUAAAGUCACGUAGUUUGAAAUAAAAUAAAUCACGACGUUUCGAUUGCCACACAAGCGGUUGUUAUCAGGCAAAGGAGUCGGCCUCUGCCGUGUUUCAGAUCUGCCUCGUGUUCGCGAACACGGUCCGAGACAUGUCGCAUCCCCAGCGUUUGGCAUUGUUGCUGCAUUGGCACUCGUGCACCGCCCGUGCUUCAUGUGUUGGUGCACUUGGGCUACGCCCGUCCCCAAACCCCUAUAAACAAUUUGCCUUUAGAGGCCGACUCCUUUGCCUGAUGACCGCUUGUGUUGCGAUCGAAAUGUCGUGAUUUUUAUUUCUAACUACGUGACUUUACCGAAAGACCCAAAAAGUAUGGAUUUCUGCAGUCACGACAGCUUCAAAUCAAGAUUGUUGUAGCUUUGUGGUUUUUUAUUUGCGGUAACACAUAAAUAAAACAAAUUCCAAGAAAA
Messenger RNA from Lethenteron reissneri (Far Eastern brook lamprey), 1467 nucleotides. RefSeq names its product RING finger and CHY zinc finger domain-containing protein 1-like. NCBI's taxonomy places the organism in Eukaryota, Metazoa, Chordata, Hyperoartia, Petromyzontiformes, Petromyzontidae. Gene Ontology annotation, molecular function: zinc ion binding; ubiquitin protein ligase activity. The record is from RefSeq and is a predicted model, not a curated record. Gene Ontology annotation, cellular component: nucleus. Gene Ontology annotation, biological process: ubiquitin-dependent protein catabolic process; protein ubiquitination.